This is a messenger RNA of Cylindrotheca closterium, 696 nucleotides long. The record is from the annotation of a GenBank genome assembly. Lineage: Eukaryota; Bacillariophyta; Bacillariophyceae; Bacillariales; Bacillariaceae.
AUGGCUCAAGAGAAUGAAACUGUUGCCAAGUACACGAAAAUGCUCAAGAUGGGUUUGCCGUCAGGUGCAGUUCAGCAAAAGAUGCUACAGGCUGGUGUUGCACCAAGUGUAAUAGAUGCAGUGAUGGAAUCUGGUGCUAGUAGUAUUAGGGUGGAACGAUCCGAUGAAGACGAAGAAUCUCAAGUCAUUGAGAGCUACAAGAAAAUGCUCAAGAUGGGUUUGCUGUCAGGUGCAGUUCAGCAAAAGAUGCUACAGGCUGGUGUUGCACCAAGUGUAAUAGAUGCAAUGAUGAGAUCGACGGUUGGAAAUUCGUCGGCGGAAUUUACUGCAGUUGCGCCCGCUUCUUUCGCUGCUGAACAGACUGUGGACGAUGAGAAACCAACUCCAAUUUAUGGGAAUGAUACCGUUUCUGAGUCCGAAUCCGAGGGCGACACGAAAGUUGAUAUGGCGAACAUUGCAGACUUGGACUAUGAUACACUUGUCAAACAAAUCACGGCAAAGGAGCAAAAGAUUCUCACUUUCUGGUUUUGGUCCAAAAGGUACAAGGACAAACGAGCUGUACUUCAGAAUGAGAUUGAUGCGUAUUGGCAAGAGCUAACGGGGAGAAAUGAAUAUGAUGACGAUGAUAAAGAACAAUGGAUAGCUCGAAAAGAAAAUGGGACAACGCCAACUCUCUGGAAGACUACAAUGACCUAA